This is a messenger RNA of Erinaceus europaeus (western European hedgehog), 1559 nucleotides long. RefSeq names its product popeye domain containing 3 (gene POPDC3). The record is from RefSeq and is a predicted model, not a curated record. Lineage: Eukaryota; Metazoa; Chordata; Mammalia; Eulipotyphla; Erinaceidae. Bases 501 to 1376 code for a protein of 291 amino acids. Gene Ontology annotation, cellular component: sarcolemma. Gene Ontology annotation, molecular function: cAMP binding. The transcript has 5 exons.
GGUCACCGAGCGCCGGGCGCAGGCGGUGGGCGGCCGGGAGGCGCGAGCAGAGCGCGGGGUCCGCGACCGCCCGGCGCCGGGGCUGGAAACUUGCUCGGGCGCACGGCCGGGGCGCUGCAGGGCCCGGGGGAGGACAGCAUAGGAUUUUGUGUUUUGUUUAAAGAGAAGAAGUUGAACGUGUUCGAGGUGCCUGACUACUUGAACCUCAUCAUCUCACAGACGUGUUUAAAAUAUAUUUACAAGCAGAAAACUCCAAAAUACUUGAGAACUGGAUCUAAGUCAGAAGUUCACAUAGGUUUAAAGAAACUAACAUGGGAUUCUUUGUUCUUUCAAGAUGGAUGUAUACCCCAAAUCUUCAUCAUCAUACAAGUAGCGUUCAAGCUUCCUCUGGGUUUGUGAAGACUGAGCAAAAUGAUGACAUUAGAAAAGCAAAAGACUCCAUUACUUGCCUCAGCACCAUCUAACAUCAGCCGAGGAGUGAACUAGAUAGUCACACAGCCAUGGAAAGAAAUUCAAGUUUAUGGAAGAACCUCAUCGAUGAACACCCGGUCUGCAUUAUCUGGAAACAAGAGGCCGAAGGAGCCAUUUAUCAUCUUGCCAGUAUUUUAUUUGUAAUAGGGUUCAUGGGUGGCAGCGGGUUCUUUGGCCUCCUGUAUGUCUUCAGUUUGCUAGGGUUGGGCUUCCUCUGCUUUGCUGUCUGGGCUUGGAUAGAUGUCUGUGCAGCUGACAUAUUUUCCUGGAACUUUGUGCUGUUUGUCAUCUGCUUCAUGCAGUUUGUUCAUAUUGCUUAUCAAGUUCGCAGCAUAACUUUUGCCCGAGAAUUCCAGCUGCUAUACAGCUCCAUUUUCCAGCCUCUGGGGACCUCUAUGCCUGUCUUCAGAACCAUUGCUUUGAGCUCUGAAGUGGUUACCUUGGAAAAGGAACACUGUUAUGCCAUGCAGGGGAAAACUUCCAUUGACAAACUCUCCUUGCUUGUUUCGGGAAGGAUGCGAGUGACAGUGGAUGGAGAGUUUCUGCAUCACAUUUUCCCCUUCCAGUUCCUGGAUUCCCCUGAAUGGGAUUCGCUGAGACCCACAGAGGAAGGCAUUUUUCAGGUAACCCUCACAGCAGAAACCGACUGCCGAUAUGUGUCUUGGAGGAGAAAGAAAUUGUAUUUACUCUUUGCUCAACACCGGUACAUCUCCCGCUUGUUUUCAGUUCUAAUCGGCAGCGACAUUGCAGAUAAACUCUAUGCCUUGAAUGACAGAGUAUAUAUAGGGAAAAGUUACCACUAUGAUAUUCGACUACCGAAUUUCUACCAACUAGCAAGUGCAGAAAUGCCCAAAUCACCCCUGACCGAACACUUUCGGAAUUCCAGACGAAAUUGUGAUCAAUGACAGUAGUCUGAAGUUUUAUAAUUAUCAAAAAAACUCUCUUCAUCAUUCCCCAGAAUGAAACAACAUAGUACAGAAAAUUGAGCUCACUAAUAUUUUUAUAAAUCAGAUUCAUAGGCAAGAUGCCCUUGCCAGCUACUUUAUUCAUCUCAGCUUCUGCAUUGUGAAUAAAAUUUGCCCAUCUUU